Messenger RNA from Condylostylus longicornis, 3463 nucleotides. Its product is annotated as serine/threonine-protein phosphatase 2B catalytic subunit 2-like. Gene Ontology annotation, biological process: calcineurin-mediated signaling. The transcript is spliced from 2 exons. Gene Ontology annotation, cellular component: calcineurin complex; cytoplasm. NCBI's taxonomy places the organism in Eukaryota, Metazoa, Arthropoda, Insecta, Diptera, Dolichopodidae. The coding region runs from base 666 to 2240 and encodes 524 amino acids. The record is from RefSeq and is a predicted model, not a curated record. Gene Ontology annotation, molecular function: calmodulin-dependent protein phosphatase activity; calmodulin binding.
UGUAAAUACCAAAUUAUUCGAAUAUGUCAAAAACUCAAAUUUUUCUUGUUAAGGUGUAGGAUUUUAAUAAAAUUAUAAAAAUAUUUUUCCAAAAUUGAGCCCGGAUCCUAAUUUUAAAAGAUUAAUUGGUUAUGUUAGCUUAGCAACUUUUGAGUUUAUAAUGCGAUUAAUAUUAAAUUGUGAGUAGAAAUGAUAAUUUCAAACACUGAGGAAGAAAGCAAUUUUGAUAGCUGAUGAGCGUCGGAAUUCCAUAUAUGGUUGUUUAUUAUGAGAUCGUGAUAUUAGAGAUAUAAUUUUAGAGAAUAUCAGAACUUUUAUGAUAAAUGUUGUGGCAUUUUAGAAAUUUUUCAUUCAAAAGUGCUAGUUAAAUUUUGUUGAUUAAAUUAGAAGAAUAUAAAAAUAAGAAAAAAGUUAAUUAAAAAUACUUAUAUAAAAAAAUUGGCUUGUAUGUACGUACAUGUGUUGCGCACAUGAAUCUUGACAGAAUAUAAAUGCAAAAUUUACCAUUUGACAAUUUAAAAAAUUCCUUUUAAAAUCGGUCGCAAAAUGUGUGUAUAAAAAUUUAAAUUAAUUAAGUCUGAAAAAUAAUCGAGUUUUGUCUUCAAGUAGUGUUUUAAAUUUUGAAUAAGCAUUUUGCAGAACACAAUAAAUUACGUACUAAAGAAAUGUCAAAUCCAAUUAAUGUCAGUACUCAAAACAAAACGGACGUUCAAUUACAAAAUCAAAGCAAUACAUCACCAUUGCAGGUUUCAUUGCAGCAAUCCACGACACAACGAGUUGUUGACAAUGUCCCUUUUCCGCCAAGUCACAAAUUGACAACUCCUGAAGUGUUUGAUCCAAUAACCGGGAAGCCCAAUCAUGAAUUGCUUAAACAACAUUUUAUAUUGGAAGGUAGAAUCGAAGAAACUCCUGCUCUAAGAAUUAUACAUGAGGGUGCCGCACUUUUAAAGUCUGAAAAAACUAUGAUAGAUAUUGAAGCUCCUGUUACUGUUUGUGGUGAUAUUCACGGGCAGUUUUAUGAUUUGAUGAAACUUUUUGAGGUUGGUGGUCCCCCGUCUUCCACAAAAUACUUGUUUUUAGGUGAUUAUGUGGAUAGAGGUUAUUUUAGCAUUGAAUGUGUUCUAUAUCUGUGGUCGUUAAAACUGUGCUACCCGAAUACAUUAUUUUUAUUAAGAGGUAAUCACGAAUGUCGUCAUUUAACAGAAUAUUUCACAUUUAAACAGGAAUGUAAAAUAAAGUAUUCCGAGCGUGUCUACGAUUCAUGUAUGGAGGCAUUCGAUUGCUUACCUUUGUCAGCUUUAAUGAAUCAACAAUUUCUUUGUGUUCACGGCGGUCUGUCACCCGAAAUUCAUGACUUGGAAGAUAUAAAAAGGCUUGAUAGAUUUAAGGAACCACCAGCAUUUGGACCAAUGUGUGAUUUGUUAUGGUCAGAUCCUUUGGAAGAUUUUGGUAAUGAAAAGAAUUCGGAAUUUUAUUCACACAAUUCGGUUAGGGGAUGCUCUUAUUUUUAUAGCUAUGCCGCAUGUUGCGACUUUUUACAAAAUAAUAAUUUGUUAUCUAUUAUAAGAGCCCAUGAAGCCCAAGAUGCUGGUUACCGAAUGUAUAGAAAAAGUCAAACAACCGGUUUUCCCUCUCUUAUAACUAUCUUUUCUGCCCCAAAUUAUUUGGAUGUUUACAACAAUAAAGCAGCAGUUUUAAAAUAUGAAAAUAAUGUUAUGAAUAUUAGACAAUUUAAUUGUUCUCCACACCCAUAUUGGCUUCCGAACUUUAUGGAUGUUUUUACAUGGUCCUUACCAUUUGUUGGGGAAAAAGUUACGGAAAUGCUUGUAAACGUACUUAACAUUUGCUCCGAUGACGAAUUAAUGUCCGAAGUGGAACAGGAGCAGAUCGAAGAGGCUAAUCUUCGUAAGGAGGUGAUUCGAAACAAGAUUCGUGCCAUUGGAAAAAUGGCGCGUGUGUUUUCUGUUCUAAGAGAAGAAUCAGAAUCAGUUUUACAAUUAAAAGGCCUAACCCCAACUGGGGCAUUACCAUUAGGUGCUUUAUCAGGUGGAAAGCAAUCACUGAAAAAUGCUCUUCAAGGUUUUUCACCAAAUCACAAAAUUACUUCUUUUGCAGAAGCAAAAGGUUUAGAUGCCAUAAACGAAAGAAUGCCUCCGCGGAAGGAUACUACACCAACUUCAACGGAGGAGAAGCAAAUAAAUCUUUCUAAUAAUGAAAAUCGUAAUCACACAAAUUCGUGAAUGCAUUGUCUUGCAAAUAUUUGAACAAACCUCGUAAGAUGCAUUUAUCUUACAAUGAUUAAAGAAUUUUAGAUUAAUAUAAAGAAGCAUUAUAAAUUUUAAAGUUAGCAUUAUGCACUUAAUUACACUUUCAAUACAUUAUGUAGAUAACUAUGAUAUUAUGUGUAUUGAAGUAAACAUCAUCUGUAUGUAUUUAAAUCAAAUUUAUGUGCAUUUAUCCAUACAUUUAAGUUAUGAGCAAUAUGAAUAGUUUAAUAUUAUAGGCAUGACCGUUGUGACUUGUUCCAUAAUUUGAUUUAUUAUUAUAACCUUAAUUUUCUAUUAUUUUACUUAUCUGAUAAAAGUUCUCUUACUUUACCACGCAUAUGCAUAAUUAUUUCCAAAUGAUUGUUAAUUAAAAUAAGGGAAGAUUGGACGAAAGCGUGGUUUUAAUUUACGAAUAAUUAAAAAAAGAAAUAUAAAAUAAAUGCAUUAAAACACAACCAAAAAUUAAUUUCAAAAUAAUCUUUUAUAGCUUGUUUUAGACAUGCUUACCUAUUAUCUAAUAAGAAGCUGAAUUAAUAUCGACGAAUAUCGCUGAAAUACUACUAGAAAAAACAUGAUUAACUUGAGAUCAUUAAAUUAUAAAAUUAAUGGAUUUAGUAUAAAAUCAAUAAAAUGAAUAAUAUAUAAAUUAAAUUAAUAAAAAGUAUUUAAAGGCAAAAAUUAUAAAAUAUUAUGAAACUCGUAUGCAAGUUUCUAUAUAUUUCCAUUAUAUCCAUAUGGUAUUUCCAUCUUCAUAACCCUUAAAUUAUCACAUUGCACAUAAUUUGUAUGUAAUAUAAGUUUUACAACAUUAAUUCAUAUAAUAUGCUUGUCUAACUUUAUCGUUAUAUUAUACAAUGAAUGUAAUUAUAUUAGACAUGCCGAUAGAUUUGCAUAAUGUAAUUAAAAAAAAGUUUUCAAAUUUUAUCAGUCCCAGUUUUUUAUUAAAUAAAUACUUAAAUGAUUAUAAUUGUAAUGCAGAUAAAUUCAUUCACAUUUAAAACUUUGUUUGUUUAUCAUAUUUAUCUAAUACAUUAUCUUGGAAGCAAGAAAAGAAAGAUUUUUCAAACUUUUUAAAAUAAAAUGUACUAUAUUAUUCAAAUUUUAAUCGUUAUAUACAUAUAAAAAAAUAAACAUAUGCAUAUACAUAUAAAAAUAAACUCAGCUAAAAGCUCAAUUUGCUUGAUUUAAAAAAAAUU